Mytilinidion resinicola is the source of this 701-nucleotide messenger RNA. RefSeq lists its product as uncharacterized. NCBI's taxonomy places the organism in Eukaryota, Fungi, Ascomycota, Dothideomycetes, Mytilinidiales, Mytilinidiaceae. The record is from RefSeq and is a predicted model, not a curated record. The coding region runs from base 138 to 632 and encodes 164 amino acids. The transcript has a single exon.
AAUUGGACGAACUGGAAGGGCCCUCCGAUGCCACGGAUACCUGCAAUCUGUAGUUUUGAGUCCCGAGGAUCACAAACAGCUCUCACAUCAACUUCCUUGCUGCUAGAGGUUAGAAGGAUCAUGCUUGUAGUCUGUCAAUGAUUUUGAUAGAGGAAGAACGAUUCCCCGAUGCCAUAGGCUCUUCUGGUCCGAAGUGUUUGAAGUCCGAGUCCACAACCGACUUUCACACAUACUCGGUUACUGCAGGUGGGUUUGUCGGGAAGCACCAUGCCGGCCUCUAUACCCUCGUCCUGAAUGACGAGAGACAGCCCGGGGUGCCAUGCCAUGUUCCCGUUCAAAGAGAAGAAAUCCGGGGACCACAUCUCCACGCCCUUGUUGAUUUUGAAGUUCCGGCACCAAGUAUAAACCCUCUUUACAACGGAUUUGGAUACCAGAAUGCACCCCAUUUCGAUCUGCUUUCGAAGGACCGCCUAUCGUCCAGCUUUCGAACAGGGCUCAAACAUAUAACGGCAGAUAUCUUGUUUGGAGGCGUCAUGCCACACCUAUGCAGGCGAGUGCGAACUUUGGCAAAACCAUUGUCCGAGAUUCAGGGGAGGUUAUUCAGGAACCGGACAGUUCUACUACUGCCAUAGCGGGGGUAGACGCUGUAUUUGAACCAUCCAGUGCCGAAUUCUCUCCCCACCCAUGGCCACUGAGAAGUC